Molecule: messenger RNA, 3764 nt
Organism: Taeniopygia guttata (zebra finch)
Lineage: Eukaryota; Metazoa; Chordata; Aves; Passeriformes; Estrildidae
Biological process (GO): Notch signaling pathway; protein ubiquitination
Source: RefSeq, a predicted model, not a curated record
GGCUGCGAGGGGCCGGGCCGGGCCGCUCCUCCCGCGGGCCCGGGCGGGGCAGCUCCGCUUUCGCUUUCGUUUCCUCGUGGCGGCGGGCCCGGAGCGGAGCCGAGGCCGCAGAGCCGCGGCGGGAGCGGGCAGCGAGGGCCCGGUGCCGGUGUGGCGGGGCCCGGCAGCCGCCCCCGCGGGCAUGGCGGGCCGCACGGUGCGGGUGCAGGGUUUCCCCGCCGAGCUGCCUCCCGACAGGGCGGCCGACAAGCUGACCAUUCACUUCCUGCGCUCCCGCAACGGCGGCGGGGACAUCGCCAGCGUGCGGGUGCUGCCCGGCUCCCUGCCCUGCGCCCUCAUCACCUUCGAGGCGCCGGAAGUGGCCCAGAGGAUCCUGAAGGUGAAAAACCACGUGCUGGCAAUCGGAAAGACACGGUACCCGCUGGAGGUGACACCACACGCUGCAGAGCUGAGCCCUAAUGAGAUCUUCACACAUGUGAACAUGACAAUUGACUAUGGCAAGCUGCCCACGGGCAAAACCCUCCUGAAGGACUUGCACAAAGACUACAGCAAUAUACACUUCAGCUUCGACUCACAGAAUAUGCAGUGCAUAGUCCAGGGACCGUUCACUGAGCUGCAGACCUUCAGCAGAGACCUGCUGGGCAGCCUGAACCUCAAGAGAGAUGCCACUGGCCAGAUCCUCCUGCCAGCUUCCAGCUGUGAGGCCAAAAAGGUGGGAAUGCAUGAUCAGCAGCAAGUGCCUGACUCCACUGAGUCAGCACAAGAGACAGCAAAGCUGCCAGACUGCGACCAGGUGUGUGAAAUGGCAGCUAAAGCCCCAUCAUCUCAGAGCCCAGCGGGUGGGAAAGCUGUGGAAAUUUUGGGGAAGCUGGAGGACUAUUCCCUAGCAAUGGACUCGGACAUUUACUUGUACAUGCAGAGAUUCUGUGCUGCUGAGUACCAGGGUGUGCUGCACCAACAUCACGUGGAUGUGGUGCAUGUCAGUGGCGAUGGCAUCGCUGUAUUGUACCUCCACCCAUCUGGAGGCGUGCCUGGGGACAUGGAUGCCUUGCGACAGGCCCGCCUGGCCCUGCAGCAGCUCUACCAGCAGCUGGAGGUGAGCCUGUGCAAGGAGAAGAUUGCUAAGGAAGGGCUGGGAAUGGACAGCCAGGCACUCAGGGCUCUGACAUGUGAGCUGCAGAAGCUGUAUCCCCAGCUGCUCUGCCAUGAGGAUGUGAAGCAGCUUUAUCUUGUUGGAAACCGUGUUGAUGUGUCCAAGGCCAAGCAGUUCCUUGAGGAUUCUGUCACCAGGAGAGGUGCUGCACACACGGUUGACAUGCUGAGCAGCUCCCAGCCCUCUGGCACCACAGAGGAUGCACUACACCUGGCCAAAGCUCCUGUGCAUACUUCAGCCACAAGGCUUAGCUCAAGCAGACCGGAGCUGAAAGGCUGCAAACCCUCUGCAUCCAGGUCUGUGCUGCGACGGUCCAGCAGCUUCUCCCUACCAAGGUCAAAGGAAAGCAACAACUCUGGAGACAGCAGCAGCAGAGUGAGUGAGGAGAUGAGCCUGGACACUCUGCAGUGGUUUUACCUGAAAGAUGUCCGCCAUGCCACUAUUGAUGAGCUGUGCAGGGCUGGAGGGGUGCACAUCUUGGAGCGCCACGCUGGGGACUGCACAGUGCUGACGCUGCAGGCAGAUGACAGGGGAAGGCUGCUCCAGGCAAAAUGGAAGAUGGAAGAUCUUGUGCAGAAGUGCCCUGACUUGGUGUGUCAGAGUGUGAGCUACUCAGAGCUUGCUGUUAGUGGUCCAGAUGACAGUGACCUGAGUGAACUGUGCAGCCUCUUGCGAGGAAAAUCCUUCCAGGUUGGACUCAGCAAAGACAAGUACAAGCUCUAUCUUGCCUGCCCUAAGGAGAUGCUUCCAGGAGUGGCUGAGGCCUUCCACAUGUUUUCUUCUAGGAGGCUCUGUGCCAUGAAAUCUUUAUCCAUGUUUCCUGAACCAGAGAGUACAGGGAAAUCAAGUGUCAUCCAGUCAAUCAGAAGGCAGGACCCAUUGCUGGAUGCAGCCCUUCCUGGCAGCCUGAAUUCCCUACAGCACCUGAACAUCGAUAAAGUGGACUCUAAAUGUGGGCUCAGGGUUUCCUGGUUGCCAGAGGCUGAGGAAAAGAGAUCCCUCAAUCCUUGGAGGUCCCAGCAGGCUUGGGGGCAGGAGGAGGCCAGAAGCUAUAUUGAUUCUGGGUCUGGGAGAGGAGAAAGCAGCCUUCUGAGCCUUGGUCCAUGGGAUAAGCCAAGUCCUCCUGGCCCGAGGGAGCUCCAGGAACAGCGGAAGACAAAACUGUGUCUGGGGGAGCCUGACAGCACCCGGCUAAAACAACUCUUGCCAGACAGAUUCCAGUUUGCAAGAGACAAGAGCAGAGGAGGCCACAAUGAAGCAAUGGGACAGCAGCACUGUCCAGUCCCUGCAGCUGAUGAAGCUCCUCACUCUCUGCCCACCUGGCUAUCCAGGGCCGUGGCUGCUGAGCCACCCCCAUCUGUGGCCCACCAGGCACCUGCAGCAGAGCCCACAGAUCAGGGAAGGGCCCAGCUCCCAGGGGGCAGGAGCAAUGAGCAGGAAGAGCCUGACCUCCCAUCACAGCAGAAAAGAGACCCCAGCCUUGGACAGGAAAGCAGCAUGAUCCCUCUGGACCAAUGUGACACUUGCAAGGACUCAGGUGUGACCUGCCAGGGCUCCUGUGGUCACACCUUGUGCAGGACAUGUUUUGCAGCAGACAGAAUGCAGCCAGCUUGCUGUGGAUCCUCCUCAGCUGCCCCAAGCUGCAGUAUCCUGGGGACACUGAAGAUCUCCUCCGUGUCUCAGAGCCUGCCUGGAUACUCUCAGGACCCAACACUUCAGCUUGCUUACAGCAUCCCUGAUGGCGUGCAGGAGGUUGGGCACCCUCGCCCAGGACACCCUUACAAAGGGGGGAAUUUUCGUGCCUUCCUGCCUCAUAACAAGGAAGGGCUGAAGACAGCAAAGCUGCUGAAGAAAGCAUUUGAAUGUGGGCUGACAUUCCAGAUCAAGCCCUGCAAUGGAGAGGAAAGAGUAACAUGGGGCCUUAUCCCCCACAAAACCUCCUGGGAUGGAGGCAAAGCCAGGAAUGGCUACCCGGAUGCCCAGUACCUCCGUGAGGUUGGCACAGUUCUCAAUAAACUGGGCCUUGUGUGAUCCUGGCACAGCCACAGCCUGUGCCUUCCCUUUGCCUUCUUCUCCUGCUGAGAAAACUGCAGCUUAACAGAGACAGCUCAGGAAAAAGCAGGUGUCUGUCAAAGGAGCUCCUGCUUUCCCCACAUGUAGCCAGAACUCUGCACGUUAGCAAAGAGCAGCAUCUCCAUCCCUGCCCCAUGCAGGCCUCAGCAUGGAUCCGUGUUUCCCAGAAACUCCAGCCUCUCUUGGAUGCAUGUCCUGAAAUCACAGAGCUGAGCCCCCCUUUGGCUUUCAGUAGCAGACACAAACCUAGGCAGGAAUUGCACCUAGUCCAGCCCCAGCUUCUGGAAGUCUCUUCCACCUCCUGCCACUACAGAAAGGUUCCAGCUCAGCUGCUGCCAGGGCUGGGGCCAGAGAUGAACUGUCUUUACUGUCAGCUCUUCACACUGACAGCUCAGGCCCCAGCAGACAGCCCCUGCUCUGAGGCCAGCAGGUGACCUGGUGCUCUCUUGAGGAGAACAUUAACAGCUUUCAGCACCCACAGCAGUUGCCUCCCAGGGACAGUCUCUAUGCUGACAAAUAAACAGGAUUUAUUCUUAUG